Triticum aestivum (bread wheat) is the source of this 1160-nucleotide messenger RNA. RefSeq lists its product as uncharacterized. NCBI's taxonomy places the organism in Eukaryota, Viridiplantae, Streptophyta, Magnoliopsida, Poales, Poaceae. Gene Ontology annotation, molecular function: protein dimerization activity. The record is from RefSeq and is a predicted model, not a curated record.
AACUUUGGUGUGACUCUUAUGUGCGAUUCUUGGACUGGUCCUACAGGAAUGAGCAUCAUAAACUUCAUGGUGUAUUGUAAUGCACGAAUGUUCUUCCUCAAUACCAUUGAUGCAUCCGGACAAACUCAGAAUUCAGGUAUGUACAUAUGUUAUUACAAUAUUGUUCUUGAAUACUUGGAUCUGUCCUAUAGUUGUUUUAUGUUCUCAAUGCCUUGUUCUCAUUAGGUAUAUAUGCAUUUUACGUAAUUUUGCAGACUUUAUCUAUAGAGAGAUUGAAAAGGUUGUCGAAGAGAUAGGGCAUGAGCAUAUAGUUCAAAUAGUAACCGAUAAUGGAUCCAAUUAUAAGAAAGCUUGCAAAACCCUUAUAGAAGAACCAAAAUACUCUCAUAUUGUUUGGCAACCAUGUGCGGCCCAUACCGUCAAUCUUAUGCUAAAAGAUAUAGCAAAAUUUCCUGAGGUUGAUGUGAUAGUCAAGAGUGCCAAGACAAUCUGUAGGUUCAUGCAUAAGCACAAUAACCUCCAUGAUAACAUGAAGAAGAACAUAGGUGGUGAACUAAUUAGACCAAAUGCCACCCGUUUUGGGACUGUCUUCAUGUUCCUUGAGAGUUACCAUUCAAAGAAAGAUAAAUUUAGGGAGUGGAUGGUUUCAAAGGAUUGGAAGGAGUGUCAGUGGAGGUAUGAGCCUGGGUAUGUGUUUGCUGAAGAGUGUUUGUCUAGUAAUGUUUGGUGGAACGCACUAGAGUGGGUAUUGAGUUCAUUGAGGCCACUUUAUACGGCCAUGAGGUAUGCUGAUACACAAAAACAAUGCACACUUUCUGGCUUCAAAAAAAGCAUGAUGCUUGCUAUACAAAGGAUGGAAGCCCAUCUUGGCCCUACAUCAAGGUUGUACCUUUCGUUCAUGCGCAAGGUGGGCAAGAGGAUAGAUGCAAUGGAAGAAGAUACAUUUAUGGUUGCAGCUGCUGUCCUUGACCCAUAUACACAUUACAAGCUGAACCUUUGCAACCACACAGAUUAUGCCACUUCACUAACAGAUGCGAUAGCGAAGAUAUUAGACCCAGUGAGUGCUCUUUCAGCCAUUGAUGAAGUGAGCAAGUUCAGGGAGUGCCAAGGGAGGUUUGGGACCAGAUUGGCAGAAGAAGCUGCGGCGAGAAUGGGGCCAA